UAUGUAGCUGUUUUUUCUAUCCAUGAUGUAUAUUCCCAAUAUAUGGUUUAAGUUUGUGUUAAAUUGAGUUAAUUCGUUUUUUAUUUAUUUUCUCAAAUUCAUAAAGUUACAUUUUAAAAAUUGGAAGUGAUUCAGAAAUUAAGUAUAUCAUUGAUUCGACGAUGUUUCAUUAAACGAUCCUUUAAAAUGUUUUAUUAAACGAUCCUUUGAAAAAACUUCGGAUCAUAUCUUCAGGAGGAAUAAUACAUUUGGUGCUAUUCCAAAUGUUUACAAUACUCUGUGUUCCCGAAAUAUAUUAAUUUAACGACAAUCAUCAUGAAGAACCAUCAUAAGGGAUCUUGGUCACAUAACAGAGAUCAAGAAAUGCAUAGGAUGGUCGAGAUGGAGCAAGACAUGCACCACCCCCGAGACUACCACCACCAGAGGGAGAUACAAUCACUUUAUAUGAAGGGUCCCCCGCCUCAGGGUGGGCAGAUCAAGUUCACGAUAGCGGACACGCUGGAGAGGAUAAAGGAGGAAUUCAAUUUUCUGCAGGCGCAGUACCACACGUUGAAAUUAGAAUGUGAAAAAUUAGCAAGCGAGAAGACUGAAAUGCAGAGGCACUAUGUUAUGUAUUACGAAAUGUCCUAUGGCCUUAAUGUGGAAAUGCACAAACAGACUGAAAUAGCUAAACGACUAAAUGCAAUCAUAGCACAGGUGCUUCCCUUUCUUGCCCAGGAGCACCAACAGUCAGUCGCCACUGCAGUGGAAAGGGCCAAGCAAGUUACGAUGACAGAGCUGAACGCAAUAAUCGGGCAACAGCAACAACAAGGUCUUCAACAAUUGCUUCAACAGAUACACGCCCAGCAGCUGCCGCACGGUGCUCAUGGGCCAGCUCUACCGAUGGGACCUCAUCCAGGACUUCCAGGUAUGGGUCCAGCUGGUCUCCUAGGAUUCGGAGGUGCUGCAGCCUUGGGAGGUGGCAAUGUUCCUUCACUACCUGGUGUACCCCAUUCCUCUGCUCUGGGUGGAGGAGCGCACCCGCUGUUGAAGCCCUCGGAUCUCCAUGCCAGAGAGAACAUAGAUAAGAGACCUAGCUCGAAUCAUACCGAGGAUAGACUGAAUUCAGUAUCGCCUGCCGAAAGAGAAAAAUAUAGACCAAGAUCGUCGCCAGAUCCAGAACAAGAAUCUAAAAGAAGAAGAGACGAGAAAUUAGGACAUGAUAGCGAUGGAGAAAAAAGUGAUCAGGAUCUCGUUGUAGACGUAGCCAAUGAGGAAACAGCCUCACCUCACACAAAUGGUGACCACGCAGCCCUUAGUAAUUCUGCAUCAGAUAUAAGGGAAAACGGCAGCACCAAUGGCGAUAAAGUAAAAAUUGAGAGACCACCGAGUAGAAGCGGAUCUUCUUCUUCGAGGAGUACACCUUCACUCAAAGUUAAAGAUGAAAAGCCCAUGACGCCCAGUUCGAAGCCCCGAUCCACCACACCAAACCUUGUUGGGCCUAGCCAGGGUCCGAUAACGCCGAAGAUUGGUCCAAGCCAGUACCCACCGUACCCAAUGGGUGUAAGAGCCCCUGACCAUUUAGGAGGACCUUACAAUAACGUAGUUCCUGCAGCUUACGGCCGACCACCCAUGGGAUAUGACACUCAUCCUCACACUAGAGCCCCAGCGAUCACCAACGGCCUUGGAAGCAUGACGGGAGGAAAACCAGCCUACUCCUUCCACAUGAACGGCGAAGGUCAGCUGCAGCCAGUGCCCUUUCCGGCGGACGCCCUACUAGGGCCAGGAAUACCGAGACAUGCCAGACAAAUCAACACCCUCAACCAUGGUGAAGUUGUAUGCGCUGUAACAAUAUCGAAUCCAACGAAAUAUGUAUAUACAGGAGGCAAGGGGUGCGUUAAAGUGUGGGAUAUAAGCCAACCGGCCUCAAAAAGUCCCGUCUCACAGUUGGAUUGCUUGCAAAGAGACAACUACAUCAGGUCAGUCAAGCUCCUUCCAGACGGCAGAACCCUUAUAGUGGGCGGUGAAGCCAGCAACCUCUCCAUAUGGGACCUUGCAAGCCCCACCCCCAGGAUAAAGGCCGAACUGACCUCAAGCGCCCCAGCCUGCUACGCCCUAGCCAUCAGUCCGGACUCGAAAGUGUGCUUCAGUUGUUGUAGUGACGGCAACAUAGCGGUGUGGGACUUACAAAAUCAGACUCUAGUUAGACAAUUCCAAGGUCACACGGACGGUGCGUCUUGCAUAGACAUAUCCUCGGACGGUACAAAACUGUGGACAGGCGGCUUGGACAAUACUGUGCGUAGUUGGGAUCUGAGGGAGGGCAAGCAACUUCAGCAACACGACUUCAGCUCGCAGAUCUUCUCCUUAGGAUACUGCCCAAUGGGCGGCGAAUGGCUGGCGGUGGGAAUGGAGAACUCCCACGUGGAAGUGUUGCACGCCAAUAAGGCGGACAAGUACCAGCUCCAUCUACACGAGAGUUGCGUGCUUAGCUUAAAAUUCGCAGCUUGCGGAAAAUGGUUCGUGUCAACGGGCAAGGAUAAUUUGCUGAAUGCUUGGAGGACUCCCUACGGCGCCAGUAUAUUCCAGUCGAAGGAAUCAUCAAGUGUAUUGAGCUGCGAUAUAUCAAGUGAUGACAAAUAUAUCGUUACUGGGUCCGGAGAUAAGAAAGCAACUGUUUACGAAGUGAUAUACUGAAACAAUCGACACAAAUCUUGAAGCAACAAUGUACCUUAUUUAAAGGGAUAAUUAUGUUAAUAAACUGGACACUUUUUCGAUUAUUUUGCACACAAUAACUACUUAGAUUGAAUUUUGUAUAAAACUUAGUGUGUAAAGUGAUAUGAGUGAGUUUUAUAAAGAGCGAACUUGAUUGUUAGAAAGGUCAAUAAAGAAACAUUAAAAAACUGUAAAAUAUA
Harmonia axyridis is the source of this 2891-nucleotide messenger RNA. It is a transcript of the gene gro, whose product is annotated as protein groucho. Bases 316 to 2673 code for a protein of 785 amino acids. Lineage: Eukaryota; Metazoa; Arthropoda; Insecta; Coleoptera; Coccinellidae. Gene Ontology annotation, molecular function: protein binding; transcription corepressor activity. The transcript is spliced from 15 exons. Gene Ontology annotation, cellular component: nucleus; transcription regulator complex. Gene Ontology annotation, biological process: regulation of DNA-templated transcription; negative regulation of canonical Wnt signaling pathway. The record is from RefSeq and is a predicted model, not a curated record.